GGCAGAUUAGCGAGUUUGAAAUAGUUUCUCCGACAUAUUGCACGUCUUUGCACUGUACGACAAGGAAGACGCUGGAUCUGUUAAGUUUUAGAGCUUUGUGGAGUCUCGCUUUUGUUCUCGACCUGUGCAGUUUUGUCCAAAGAAGUGCACACCGUACUACAAGAAAAGUAAAGUUAUCCCCCAUUGCAAAAAAAAGAUUUCUUGACGAGCUAGACGAGCGUACUUUCAGUGGAAUCAAGUCAGGAUCUUUUCUGCUACGGUGGAGUUGACGAUGACCGAGAUCAUAGACUUAGAAGGUACAUCACAAGAGCUGGACUACGACUGCUUGUACAGCAGAGACAGUAAUAAUAAUCAAACGGACACAGACUCACCAAACGACUCUGUGUUGGAUGUCAAACAGCCACGCCUUAUUACGAUCAAGUCUUACACUGAAAUUUGUAUAGAGGCUGGAGAAACCACAGAGGAACCCUCUCCGAGAGUCAAACCAAAGUUUAAACCAGACACAAAGUUAAAAGAUUCCGAAAGAAGCAACAGACUUGGAGAAGUAACGCCAGACCCGAAACGAAAGCUCUCAAAACCCAAGGUGAAAUUUCCCAAAAGCACAGACAAAGUGAACGUUUGGAGCAAACAGGAGAAGGCGAAAGCAAAGAAAAAGGAACGAGCACCAUGUUGGUUGGUUGUGUUUGUGUUCUGUUGUGGUGUUAGCAAAGAGCACCAAUGGUACAGCCUGCUAGGAAAAGGUGUUUUCUUGUCGUUCUUCAUGGCCAUAAUGUACCUGGUAGCAAGUUUAACUGUUCUUCCAUUCCUGAUCAUCGCUGCAGUACUUGCCACAAUUUUCUUCAGCGCCGGUAUUCUGUCAUACCUCGCUCUUUCUUCCAAGAAGGUUGGCGUCUCUAUUGACGAUGACGGUGACAGGUCAUGUCUUGGUACGGUUUGGGGGUCCUGGGUCUAAUUGUCCAUAUGCUUCGAGGAUAUUUCAGACCAUGGUUUAGCCUCAUUUUGAGAGCGAGGAUACUCUCAAUUCCGUGGUAAUGACGCACUAGUGGAGCACUGUCAGAGAAAAGUCGGUUUACGAACAAAGCUCACUCACAACUUGGUAGUUGAUUACAGAAUCGCUUAACUGCUCUCCAUUGUAUUAUGCCGUAAUCCGCGUAUGCCGCUAUCCUUACAAAGUCGAUUACAAAACUUACAUGCCGUUCUUCCCAAGAAGUCUGGAGAUUUUUAGAAACCUUGCAUCUUCACGUGCGAGUAAGCAAUCCAGGAAUUUGACUCAGUAUCCUUCUAGGAUAAACUUGGUUUAAAAAGGUAGCCCGCGGACAAGUGGAGCAUUAAGAGUCGUCACAAAAACGACCAAACAGCGAGGAAUGAUGAUAUUGCAUUAAUGAUCAAAGAGGCAGAUCUUUGCAGACACUAGUUUCAAAGUAUGGCCGAAGAUCACUAAGUAUAUGACACGAAAUUCGGGAACUUCAAAUACAAUUUGGAUAUUAAACAAUUAGCAAUGAUGAUAAUUUCUGGGGAAGGGGGAUGCAUCGUGUAGCCCUCCGACAUCCUCCUCUUCUCCGGUCUGCUUCCUUUGUUGAAGGAUUUCUUACACUUUUUAGUCCACACAAUCUAAUUGUAGUUUACGAUUGUCAUUCACCUUAUAAGGAACUGUUGAAGAGUUCUAACUGACUCUAAUAUAUAACCCUUCGUCGUCAACAAAAUAUGAUUAAACCUUGAGCAACAAACAGCCCAGAACUCAAGAAAAUAAACACUAUAUCCCACAGUAGUCAAUGCCAGAUGGUGACUAACACAGCAGAAACUAGAUAAUUCGAAAUUAAUAAUAUAAUUGAUCACAUCUAAAAUAAUCCAAAACUUGGCAAAUUCAUCAGAAAUAAAGGCGACUGGGUGACGUGCAAAUUCAUGAGAUAAGUUUCACAGGAAGGAAUCACUGCAUUAAUGUCCGCACCUUUUGUUUAGCCCUUGCCCAUGAAAUGCGCCCGUUUUGUAUCCUUUAAAUUUUAAACAAUUUAAUAGUUAUUAAUGUUGAUGAACCCUUAAACAUUACUCUGAUAUUGAUCGAAGGGAAAAAAAAUCCUCUCUUAGAAAAAUUAAUGCCACGAUAUUCAGUUUUCAUCCUAGUCAGGAGGAGUAAAAUAGAAUAAAAAAAGAAUAGUUUGAUUAAAAUGAAGAUUUUCAAUAAUUUUGUAGUUCACAGCUUGGAAGAAUGUAACAAGAUUAGAGCAAUUUUCAGUUAAGUAUUGGAAGUAAUCCGGAAUUGCUUUCUUUUUGCUUUACUUGAUAUGUGAUUGGUCCAGAAAUCUCCGCGUUCCACUUUCUCAACCAAUCAGAUUCAAAACUACAACCAAUCAUAACUUUUGGCCGCUCACGUUUUCCCGCGCUAGGAGCGCUUUCCUUGAUUUCACUUUGAAUCCUUAUUGGUUCCUUGUAAUAUCUCCUUCGCUUUGAUUGCCUGGUAUGAUUAUUAUGGUUUCAGCACAGCUAUCUCUACGAAAACAUUUUCAGAGGGAAAAUUGGAAAUCAUUCCAAAUGAAGUCAUCUGAGAUCACUGCGCUUAAUCUUGUUAAUGUACAAUCUUAAACGAAUCGGAUCCCAGUUAAGGAAAAAUUUGCGCACAUGAGGCUAUCAAUGACCUGGUUGGCACAAAUUUUCCUUCAACCGGCCCAAAACGAUCAGGAGUAUCUAUUCUUUGCCUGUGUCAUUUCUCUACUUGAGUGUGGUCCCCGAUCAAACCCGCUGAGAUUUAUUAAUUUGACAAAUUGGCCGUUAUCUUGGCAGUAGUAUUAGUCGUUCAGAACUUAUAAUGCGUCCAAAAUAAGUUUUAAAAGGUAUAGACAAAAAAAAAAA
This is a messenger RNA of Stylophora pistillata, 2847 nucleotides long. RefSeq lists its product as uncharacterized. NCBI's taxonomy places the organism in Eukaryota, Metazoa, Cnidaria, Anthozoa, Scleractinia, Pocilloporidae. The record is from RefSeq and is a predicted model, not a curated record.